Molecule: messenger RNA, 1813 nt
Organism: Malurus melanocephalus (red-backed fairy wren)
Lineage: Eukaryota; Metazoa; Chordata; Aves; Passeriformes; Maluridae
Gene: APMAP
Product: adipocyte plasma membrane associated protein
Exons: 9
Coding region: 1-1173 (390 amino acids)
Biological process (GO): biosynthetic process
Molecular function (GO): strictosidine synthase activity
Source: RefSeq, a predicted model, not a curated record
AUGUUCAGCCUCAUAUGUACUUACAGCAGCAAGGUGUUCCGUGUCACCUUCCUGACUCUGGCUGUGUCUGUGGCUGUGCCACUGCUUGGGGUGACUGUUCUCCUGGAUUGUCCUAUAGACCCUCAGCCCAUAAGCUUGAAGGAGCCUCCCCUCCUGACGGGUGUUUUAGAGCCCAACACCAAGUUACGAAAAGCUGAACGGCUGUGGGAACACCAGCUGGUUGGACCAGAGUCCAUUGUCCAUAUUGGGGAUGUUCUGUUUACUGGGACAGCUGAUGGGAAGAUUAUCAAAAUUGAAGAUGGGGAAAUACAAACAAUAGCCAGAAUUGGCCACGGUCCUUGUGGAGGCCGUGGGGAUGAACCAACGUGUGGAAGGCCACUUGGCAUGAGAGUGGGGCCAAAUAACACCCUGUUUGUGGCAGAUGCUUAUUAUGGACUCUAUGAAGUUGAUCCUGAUACAGGUGAAACAAAAACGCUUGUGUCAACCAAAACGCCGAUAGAAGGCCAGAAAUUGUCAUUUGUAAAUGACCUGACAGUGACCAGAGAUGGGAGGAAAAUCUUCUUCACUGACUCCAGCAGUAAAUGGCAAAGACAAGACUAUUUGUUCCUGGUUAUGGAAGGCACAGAUGAUGGGCGCCUCCUUGAAUAUGACACAGUGACAAAAGAGGUGAAAGUCUUAAUGGUGGGGCUGAGGUUUCCUAAUGGUGUGCAGCUCUCUCCUGCAGAAGACUUUGUCCUGGUGACAGAGACAGCCAUGGCUAGAAUCAGAAGGUAUUAUGUGUCUGGGCUGAUGAAAGGUGGAGCAGACAUGUUUGCUGAGAAUAUGCCUGGUCUUCCAGACAAUAUCAGGUUAAGCAGCUCUGGAGGAUAYUGGGUAGCUAUGGCAGCUGUGCGACCCAAUCCUGGAUUUUCAUUGUUGGACUUUUUAUCUGAAAAACCAUGGAUUAAAAGGAUGAUAUUUAAGUUGCUGAGUCAGGAAACUGUGAUGAAAUUUGUGCCCAAAUAUAGCCUUGUUGUUGAACUGAGUGAGACAGGAUCCUACAAAAGAAGCUUCCACGAUCCCAAUGGAGUGACAGUGGCUUAUGUCAGCGAGGCACACGAACACAACGGGCACCUUUACCUGGGCUCCUUCCGCUCUCCCUGUKUGUGCAGACUCGAUCUCCAGCAUGUUUAACUGCCCAUCCAUGAUGAAUUCCUGCUGUCCUGUGCCACUCCAGAGGUGUGGCAUGCAGAGGAAGCGUGUGCUUGAGGCAGUGUGUGACAAAAAGGACARAAAGUGACAGGCAGUCUGUAAAGGUGCAGUAGCACUGAGGCCAUAGGAAAACAUCCAGCUUGCUGCACCUGUCCCCUGUCUUGGCUGGCUGCUCAUGCUCUGGAGUUGGUCUGCAUCRUUGUUUGUAUCUGAGGACUGUGAUGAGGCAUCUUCAUUCAGUUCUUUGUUCCUCCAAGAAAAUCCAUUGCUUUUCCAUGCCCAGCCUCGUUCGGAGUCACCCUGAACAGAGACCAUACGUCACCUUUAAUGCAACUGUGUGUCUUCUUACACAGGGAGGAGUUGUGAUGGCUGGAAUUUAAUUGUGUGUCAUUKGGGUGGAAGAGGGUGGCUUGCAUGUGUUUAUUUCUGUUUUCGUGCCUCCUGUUUAGGAGUGAUUGCAGUGCAUGUUCCAAUGUCAUGCCAUGGUGCUGUGCUAGGGGCAGCACCAUCCAGGACAUGCCUAGGAGAUCUAGUUAUGCCAUUUGGGUUUUUUCAGUCCCAACCUGUGUAAACAACAUCAGACAUUGCAAUUAACUUAAUCAACAUGCAGAAUCAAAUUGGA